Antrostomus carolinensis (chuck-will's-widow) is the source of this 1142-nucleotide messenger RNA. RefSeq names its product DNA damage regulated autophagy modulator 2 (gene DRAM2). Gene Ontology annotation, cellular component: lysosome. The record is from RefSeq and is a predicted model, not a curated record. The coding region runs from base 109 to 909 and encodes 266 amino acids. The transcript has 7 exons. NCBI's taxonomy places the organism in Eukaryota, Metazoa, Chordata, Aves, Caprimulgiformes, Caprimulgidae. Gene Ontology annotation, biological process: photoreceptor cell maintenance; regulation of autophagy.
GCUGUAUUUGAGGCAGCUGGCCUCACGAAAAGCCAAACCUUUGAGAAAUCUUAGUAAACUUUUGUAUCUGAUUCCUCACAGUGUUCAGAGUUAGAAGCCAGCGCUGAAAUGUGGUGGUUUCAGCAAGGUCUCUCUGUCUUGCCUGUGGCUUUGGUUGUUUGGUCAGCUGCAUCUUUUGUGUUUUCAUACAUUACUGCAAUCGUCCUGCACCACGUCGACCCUUUGGUGCCCUACAUCAGUGAUACAGGGACAAUACCUCCUGAAAGAUGCUUAUUUGGGAUCAUGUUAAAUAUUUCUGCUUUCUUGGGGAUGGCUACUGUGUACGUCCGUUAUAAACAAGUUUAUGCUUUGAACCCAGAAAAACCCAAGAUCAUCAAGCUUAACAAGAUCGGCCUCACACUAGGACUGAUGAGCUGUUUUGGACUUUGCAUUAUUGCAAAUUUCCAGAAAUGUAUUCUGUACUACAUACACGUGGUUGGAGCCUGCCUGACAUUCGGAGUAGGGGCCAUUUAUAUGCUGGUUCAGACCGUCCUAUCCUACCUGAUGCAGCCAGAACUCCACAGCAAAGACGUCUUUUGGGUCCGUCUGACCGUGUUACUCUGGAGUUGUUCGAGCAUUGUGAGCAUGUUUAUUUCCUCAGUUGUCCUAUACAGCGGCCGCUAUGGAACAGAUCUAGUGCAGAAAUUGCACUGGGACCCACGGGAAGAAGGCUACACAGCUCACAUCAUCAGCACUGUCUCAGAGUGGUCAUUAGCAUUCUCCUUCCUCAGCUUUUUUCUCACCUAUAUCCGUGAUUUUCAGAAAAUUUCCCUGCGUGCGGUUGUCAGCUUGCACGGACAAACCCUUUACAACACACCGCAGAGCUUUGUGCCUGAUGAGCAGACACUGCUGAUAGCGGGGAGCAUCUAAUGAAGGUGAAGAGAACAUGUUCUCAGCAUAACUCAGGAAUUUAAUAGCAAUAACAGUUGAUAUUUCUAAGCAUUUAUUUUAUAUAUAAAAAAUAUGAAGUGAUUGUAUUGUACUUGACAUAAAGGGCUUUGCAAUUAACCCACACAGCAAUGCAAAUGUUACCAGUAUUGUAAACAAGCCUGUAACAUUUCUACACAUCAACGUCAUGAAAGAAUUAAAUGAAGGUUAUUAAA